AAUUUAAUGCACUUAAAGAUAGGUUAAUCGUGUUUAAUCGUACAUAACAAAAUCCGUAACAAAAUAGCCUCAAGUUAAGUACAUGCAUUUAAAUAUGUGUAUUAUCGGAAAGACAGUACGAUCUAUAAAUAGACGACCACAAGCAAUUAUUUGUAAUAAUAUAUCAUUCAUAAUACAUGUAAACACACAUUAUUGCAUGACUGUACUUCCAGUUUUGUGCAUUUUGUAUAGGAUCUCAAAAUAAAUACAAAGGUAGUUUGUUAACUGCAUGGAGGAGAAAUUUAAGGAUGGCGAACAGUUGAUUCGAUUCUGCUAGUCACCAGGUACUAUUUCAUGGCAAAAGAGCAGUCGUCGUCGUCAAGCCGGCGGCAUCUUCAUAAGAAAAUAAACGAAAUGGUGCAUAACAUUGAGGCGGUAAUGGUUAACAUUAACAGUGUUAUAGGCGAGGUAAAUGUCCUAGUAAAGGAGAUAGACCAUAUAACAGAGAGACUGGAAACUCAUUAUGAAAAUAAAAUAAAGAAACAAGAAAUUUUAUUAGAUGCAAACCGGAAUCACUGCGAAGUGCUGAAUACACCCGGUGUAUCUAAUCCGUCAAAAUUAAACACCCCGUCACCAUACAUGGACUAUACAUAUCUUGAUCUUGCAAACGACUGUGAUACUUGCCAUGAAAAUGUGCAUAGUUUUACUUUUAAUGAAAAAUAUCCUUUAUGGAUACAACAUAACUCGUGGAAAGCCGAACAUUCUAUGUCGGAAAUAUCCGAAGUUUCCUCCGGAAGUGACUCAAACAAUCUGGCUUCCGGUGACAGUGACGAUAAAUCUUGGCAAAGCGUUUCUAAUAUAGGAAGGAGGAAUGAAUGUGUUCACAAAUAUCAACAUUUAGAUAAAUCAGCCGGUAAAUUCCUACAAGAGGAUGUAGUCAAGUUUUCAAAAUGUUGCCGUAAUUCACAUAACGAUCUCAGUGAAAAGUAUUGUGGGGUGUACGAACAAAUAAUGGAACAGCAGUUGGAAGAUCUGGAAGCAGCGUCUUUCGAUUUCAUAGAAACUAACCAGUUUAGUGACACGAUUUCUUCCGGAUGUACAAGUGAGGAUUUUUCUCACGAGUUUUUACAAAAUUCCGGUUAUUUUGAUACUUAUAAGACGAACUCUCUCGAGCAGAGCAAACCUGCUUGUGUCACAGUGCGAGAGUUUAGUGAUUCCAACUCUAGCAUGUCUGAGUAACAAGGGGACACGGUCGGAAAUUUCUAAUUUCUUAUAUACGAGUACUUAAAAUGUAGACGUUUAGAUGUACAUAUUUUGUACAUAAGUGAGGAUGUGAAAACAGGUCAUAUGUCAAUAAGCUGAAUAACUCUGCAAAACCACCGUUACGAAACGGCAUGAAUUACCAUCAUGCAUAAAUAAAUUUACCACUAACCGUUUUAUAUCAGAAACGACAAUUUAUGUAAAAUUCUAUUUAUACCAAAUAUCAGUAUUGUCGACCUGCUGUAAUAUUUUAGUGCUUAAGUAAAAAAGGCUGUAAAGUU
Mercenaria mercenaria is the source of this 1520-nucleotide messenger RNA. RefSeq lists its product as uncharacterized. The record is from RefSeq and is a predicted model, not a curated record. Lineage: Eukaryota; Metazoa; Mollusca; Bivalvia; Venerida; Veneridae. Bases 334 to 1218 code for a protein of 294 amino acids. The transcript is spliced from 2 exons.